This is a messenger RNA of Suillus fuscotomentosus, 1458 nucleotides long. RefSeq names its product cytochrome P450. Bases 1 to 1458 code for a protein of 485 amino acids. The transcript is spliced from 11 exons. The record is from RefSeq and is a predicted model, not a curated record. Gene Ontology annotation, molecular function: monooxygenase activity; oxidoreductase activity, acting on paired donors, with incorporation or reduction of molecular oxygen; iron ion binding. Lineage: Eukaryota; Fungi; Basidiomycota; Agaricomycetes; Boletales; Suillaceae.
AUGGCGAUCAUCAUUGCCGCAUGCACCCUUAUCAUUAUCUUGGCCAGCGUCUGGACAGUGAAACAACGAUAUCAGGCCACAAGACGGUUGCCAUUACCGCCUGGACCGCCUGGACGUUGGCUAUUAGGAAAUGCGAUGCCAAAGUCAUACGCGCCGUUUCAAUUCGCGAGAUGGACAGAACAAUACGGACCUGUGUUCUCGCUCAAGCAAGGCCAUAGGAUUUUUGUAAUUAUAGGACGUCAUCAGCCAGACAUGAAGUGGAUUACGUCACAGGCUGCAGUGGAUAUCAUGGAAAAAGAAGGAGCAAAUGUUGCCGGCCGCCCACGUUUUAUUGGAGUGCAAGAGACGUUGUCUGGCGGGUUCAGGGUGUCCCAUGAGGACAGGGAUGAGAUAUUGCGCCGGAUGCGCAGGGUCUUACAUCCAAACUUGCAACCUAAGGUUGCGGAGACCUACGAGCCCAUGCAGACCAGGCAUGCGAAGAAUCUGGUUCUAGAUAUCUUAAAUGAUCCACAGAACCACCAGAGACAUGCCAUGCGGUUUUCUACGCUUAUUGGUCAAGCUAUGAAGCCGGGAGCAUAUCUUGUGGAUUCGUAUCCAAUCCUGCGUUUCGUCCCAGGCUACCUGAGCGAGCUGAAGGCAUGGCACAAAGAAGAACUUGCUUUCUAUGACGGGCAGUUAGACGCAGUGCGAAGACAGAUGAUAUGCUCGCUCACCACUGUAAAGCGUGAGGGAACUGCUACAGGUCCAUCCUUUGCGAGGUUCAUAUUAGAGCACCAGAAACAGUACCAGCUCAAAGAUGCGGGACUGGGAUACCUUGCAGGUGUUGUAUUUGCGGCCGGUUAUGAUACGACUGCGUCCGCGAUCACAAUUAUGAUGAUGGCUGCUGCCACUCAUACAGAUGCGCAGGCUCGCGUACAAGAGGAACUCGAUAACGUCGUGGGGCGUAUGCGGCUGCCGAUGUUUACUGAUCAGGAGGUGCUGCCGCAGGUUACUGCGUUCAUACUCGAGAGUCUCAGGUGGAGACCUGUCACUCUUGGAGGCCUUGCGCAUCGCGCGAGUAAGGACGUCAUUUGGAACAACUACCUCAUUCCGGCAGGUGCGACUGUUGUUGGGAACCAUUGGGCCAUCGCAAACGAUCCUGAAGUCUUUCCAGAACCACAGACGUUUAAUCCUCAGCGUUGGAUUGACGAUGCAGGUCGUGUGCGCGGUGAUCUCCGGUUUUUUACUUAUGGCUUUGGCCGUCGAGUGUGUCCCGGUCAACAUCUCGCGAAUCGGUCCAUCUUCAUCAAUACGGCUCUCAUUCUGUGGGCCUUCCGCCUUUCUGAGAAUCCUGCCGCGAAGAUUGACACGCUUGCAUUCACGGACACUUUACACAUACAAGCUGCUCCGUUUGAGAUAUGUUUUGAGAAGAGGAUCGAUGAGAACGUGAUCAGGGAACUAUGCGUACCGGGAAAAUAA